CAGUGAGCAGGUAGAGAGGGUGUCGAUGAGAUCCCAGGGGAGCGAAACACAGUCCGGGAGAAAGACUUUUAGGACGGUGUCAUAACUGCACACGGAGUCUCUUCGCUUUCUCAACUUUAAAUGGGGUUCACCCGGAGUUUGGAGUGCUUUCAUUUCGUACUUUUUGUAGAGUUUCUAACCGGGAUUCGUUGAUGGAUUUUGAUAAACAAUUAAUUUUCCCCUCGGGUGUUCUCAGGAGGAUCGUCUCUCAUUUCUUACGGUGCAGCGGAGGCAGUGAACUCAGGGGAACGUCUGUGUGAGUGUGUCUGCGAGUGAGAGCGGCUUCUUUUUCACGGUGACUUGAAAUGAAAUGAAGACGGUAAAAAAUAAGUCGAUGUGUCCGUUAGGUUCGGUUUUCGGACCCAGUAGAGCGUCACAAGUGAAGUAAGACAACGGGUCAUUCCGCUUGGUUAAUAAUUAGACAGAACGGAUGGAUUUAACAACUUCUUCAAGCACUCUGUUUUUUUUCAAGCGAGGUUGUAAAACAAUUCGUAAUUACAUUUAUAUUACUCAACGUUGUGGCACUGCUGUGCGUCAGCAUGCCUCUUAACUUUCCAGCAGCAACCUGUAGCUCAGCCUUUGAAGUUUAAGCCGUCUCUGCUUUUCCGUGUGUGGAUUCAUACAGAAAACACAGCGCCCGGGGGGUGGGGGGGGGGUUGUUUUUGCCAACUCGUGUUUGGUCGUGAACGUGUGCGAUUCGGAAGAUAAAGUCAACGCCGUGCACAUUGUCAUAUUCCUAUAAACUCGGAUACGGAUAAAUAAGGACCUGCCCUUCUUCUGGGGGAGAGAGAGAGGGAGAGAGGGAGAGAGGGAGCGCGUGCAGCAGCGGAACACGUUACGAACGGGGACAUGUGUCGCGUUGUCUGGUGAAGACCAGGCUGCUGGGAGCCCGCCGCUGCUCCUCUUCUGUGACACUGGAUAAACGUUCUUUUCAAGCUCAUUGCAGCUCGAAAGGGGCAGUUUCUGGGUUUUUUUCCCCCUUCUAAAACAACGCGCUUUCGUUCCAUGUGGCCACAAACCGGAGUCGAAGGCGCUCGUGCAACGUGCGGAGUUUGAAUAUUAACUCUGGUGCUGAAAGGACGUUUUGGCACAUUCGAGCACGAGUUAUGAUGACAGUCCUCCGGCUUUAAAAGUUUGGAUUGUAUCCGUUUAGCACUUUUUCGGCGCGGGGACGAGAAGAAGAAGAAGAAGAAGUGGGACGUGUGCACAUAAGUGAAUAUAAAUAUUCUCUUCGCCCGUCUCUCCGCGGCGCUCGCCUGCUUUGAAGUCCACCAUGUGCGGCCGGGCACCGCCGCUCCAGCCGAGGCCAUGAGCGUCCCGCAGCGGCGCCUGGCCGGGCUCUGGCCGUGGCUGCUGAUGGCGGCCCUGCAGGUGGUGCUGGGCCAGCCGGGCCUGGAGUCCGAGCGACCCCCGCUCCGAGCGGCCAUCAAGGUGACCGUGCUGAACCACGAGCCGGCGGGGAAGCCCAUCACUCUGGAGGGGGAGUUCGUGGGAGGAAGCGCCGGCUACGCGAAUGGGAAACUGAUGCAGUAUCACCCUCUGUCCCUUUGCAACACAAGCGAGGAUGAGCGUCAAGAGAGUGACGUCAUCACCAUUGUCAAACUGGAGCACAGGGUUUCCCGAUGUCUGCCGCUGCUCGAGAAGGCUCGCAUGGCGUUGGACAAAGGAGCUCAGGCAAUAAUCUUCGACGUUAGUGAUGACGCAAAUGCUGCUGCUGAGCUGCGGGAAAUAGACUCCCUUCCGCAUCCAGUUGUGCUGGUGGAGGGGGAGAACGCCAAAGAGUUGAUGGGUCUGGUCAACAAGAACGAGGAGGCCACAGUUCGCAUUGAGGUGAUGGCGGAGCAGUCCAGAUGGCCACAUUAUGACGUGGGUAUCCUGCUCACCAUUGUCCUCGCCAUUCUGACCAUCGUCCUGAUCUUUGCUUUCCGCUACAAGUGCAAGUCCAACAGGACUUGGGACUCUGUCCACCAGCAGACCCUGCAGGCCAUCAGUCGACUAGACACCACGACAUACAGCUCUCAGGGCUGCUCGGGGUCCCAGCGCCACCGAGCGCCUUGGGGGUCGGCCAGCAGCUCCAACUCCAGCCCCGUCUGCGCCAUUUGCCUGGAGGACUUCCAGGACGGGCAGCAAUUGAGAAUCAUCUCCUGUGGUCAUGAGUUCCACAAAGACUGCGUUGACCCCUGGCUGCUGCAGCAUCGCACCUGUCCCCUCUGCAUGCACAACAUCAUGGGGACGGAGCGGCAUCCCCAGAGGACCAGACUCCAUCAGAGUACAGAGCAAAGCCAGAGUUUCCUGCACGCUCAGCCUUACAGUGGCCCACGCAACCACCUUUCCCCCCAACAUGCCAUCCCGUUCUCUAUGAGGCCCCACUAUCCUCGCGGACCCUCCGGACCUUAUCCUUCGCUCGGCCAUUACACGGGCCCGUCCACCAUGGAACCCCAAACUCUACAUUUCCUCGCCAGUAGACCACUUUCUGCUGGCUGCGGGUACCACCUUCCCGGAGAGGGUCCCGGGAGGCCCCACAGGAUUGGAGGGAACUGCAGGACCUCUACGCACCACUGCACCCCCCGGCGAUCCUGCCAAAAUUAUCGCUCCUCCUGUCCAGCCCAGCGCAGUGCUUCCAGCUCACGGCUGCACCACCCCACCUCCGUCCCGCCGCAGCCCCGCGGGGCGCCGGCCCACAAUAGGCAGGACGAUGGCAGCUGCUCGGGGGGCAGCUACCACACGGAACGCAGCGGGUACUUGGCCGAUGGGCCGGCGAGCGACUCCAGCUCGGGGCCCUGCCACGGCUCCUCCAGCGACUCUGUUCUGAACUGUACCGACGUGUCCCUGCAGGGGGUUUAUGGCAGCUGGUCCACCUUCCGCAGCUCUCUGAGCAGUGACUACGACCCAUUUGUGUAUUACGGGCCAGGCUCUGGCCUGGAGGCAGGCGCCCAGGCCCGGCCCAGGUCUCUGGAUUCUGUGGUGAACAAAGCUGGCUGCCCCGAAGAGCAGCCGCAGACUGUGUUCAGCCACAUCCACUACCACCGCCACAGACACCACCACUAUGAGGAGGGGGAGCACAGCCAGGGCCCGAGCAGAGGCUCGGACGAGGAGCAGGGGACCACCGCCACUGUUGCUUCUGCACCUGCUCCCCUCGUCGUUGAAAGAGACGCGUCUGUCUGCCCUCCUAAGCACAUCGCCUGCCAGUGCCCAAAGCCCGACCCCACAGAUCGGCCCAGCGCUGGGACAGAGGUCCAGGACCAUGACCCCAGCAGCCCCACGGGACCUUCCGUACGGGUGUCCUCCAUCCCUGUACAGCUACAGCCCCACUGCUGCCACCAGGGACACGGACACCCUGCAGCUCCUCUCGGGCGAGUGGGUGGCUGUGUGCUCGAUGGCCCCUCGGUGCGCUUCCACCAGAGCCUCGAUCUGCAGGACGACCGUAGCAUCCACAUCCACUACGGUCAGGGCCCAGGCUUCUGUUGCUCGCCUCCUGAUCUGCACCCGGCUUUGCUACCCGUGCCCCUCAUCCUAGACUCUGGAGGCAUGGAGGACUGGCCUUGCUAUGCAGGGGCCCAUGUUGUGUGGCAAAAACGGGUGCAACAGGCCCACUCAGAGCCUCAGCAGCUGGGGCCCGGGACCUCUAUGGACAGGCCACCAUGCGGGUUCCACCACGGCCCUGCUGCCGACACAGACAUUUGUUUGUACUGCCAAACAUUACACCACAAUCAGGGAUCAGAAGAGGAGUCUGGUGUGUGAGAACUCGUUGCAUCCCCGUUUUCAUGCUGCUACACAGGAGCCAGAAUGGACAAGCCUCUCAUUGGCUAUUGCUCUCGUGUCUUCCACUUAAUUCCACCAGCAAUGCCUUCGUUCAGACGAUUACCCAGCUUCUUAAAAGCUCACAUGGUGAAAUUCUCUUUCAUCUGAGUUUGAUUGAAAUCCACGUGAUUUAAUAAUGCAAAGAAAAUGCACCCGACCCUUUAUUAUCGGAAAAUAUAUUGAAUUUUAUGAAUGUUUGUGAGUUGCCGGGGAAACAACUCAACACCGUUUUUCUAUUUGUCCUUAUCAGCACUAGAAAGGCAUUAAUUACCAAAUUAUUUCACAAGUUCCUAUGCUCUUUAGUGACAAGCAACGAAUGGUCCUCGCUCAGGGUGUUGAGCCCUCGUGAAGUGAGACUCCAUCUCUGCGUUGCUCGUCCUAUUGCAACAUGACUUGAUUUAUUUUAGAGGUACUUCAUUUCACUUGCGUGAUCUUUGUCUUCCUUCUCCUGCCUACCUCAGCUCAGAUUUCUUAACACGCCUCACACAGGGGGGUCUUUAAAGGUACUGCUGUAGUGAUGUUGUUUUGUUUGUUUUUGUUUUUUGGUCACAACCACGUAGCUCCCAUGAACUCAGCCCGAAAGUAAAGUUCUUGGCAAUCCGAGGUGUCCAGAUGGAGAGAAAGGUGCUCAGCCCCUCAAAUGGGAAGCAUUUACUGAGGUGGCUGAGCCCUGCGUGGGCCCUGUUUUCAUUAUUUCAACCAUGGCAGCUGUUUUCAACAUUGUGUUAUGUUAUGUGUUUGGAUCAUUUUCUGUUUUUGCAGUCCGUGAUUUUUUUUUUUUUUUUUUUUGAACCUUUCAAAAGGAACCGGUUUGACUGAAUUUCGUUGCAUCAUUGCAGGCUAUUGUCUCGAUCUCCUCAUUUCUCUUGCCAACGGCAUGGUCACAUGUUUGACCUCAGUGCAGUCCAAGCCCCCGAUGCAGGCAGAGUGAACAGGCCUCAUCAGACAUAUGAGCACUAGAUCGUCCGCUCCAUUAGUGCCUAAUUCAUCCAAAUGUUGAAUUAUCCUCAGAAAAGCAGAUAUGCUCACCGGAAACAAAAGCCCUAGAAGUAUUUUCUACAUUGCAGCCGUAGAAAGGAGAUAGUGACUUUUUAAUUAUACAACUGGAUUCGAGCCAGGCUGGUCUGCUUUUCCCAUGAUUUCAAACUUUAAUGGGUAAAGCCUGACAAAUGUCAGGAAUAAUCAAACACUGGAAAAAUGGGGAUAAUUCAUGUCAAAGUUACAGUAACGAUGCAAGAAUUGGCAAAACAUUGUUUGUCGUGGUAAAUGUGCAUUGCUAAUCCCUGCUAGUGUGGCCUCUAAGGAAGAUCCAGCCAAAAUCAGACAGUAUUUUAAAAUCUUUUUUUAUUUCAUCAGAUGAAUAAUUUCUUAGUGAUAAAAGACAGAAUCAUGGUUUGAAAUCUCUGUUACUUAUUAUUCCCUCUCCUUCACGUGGAGCCACUCAGGCAGACAGGUGGACAGAAUAUGUGUUUAUACUCGAGGGGAAUUACUCAGAAAACUUUGACUGUAGAUAAAAGUCAAAAAAGGCUUUCUUAACCGGACAGGUUGAGUGACCUGAGAUCAGAGGUAUAGGAAUCCUGCGUGGACUUUCCAUUAAAGCCUCGGUCCCACUUCAGAUUCAGAGUUUAACAGCAGACAAAUAGCUCAUAGGUAUAGCAAUGCAACGAGUAGCACUUACUAAAGCCUCAUAUGUGCCUUAUUCAUUCAGAAAUGCUCACAAUCCUAAAUAAGGAAUGUCCCAACACACUAAGCUCUUACCUGUCUGACCAAAGAGGCAAAGUCUUGAUCGCGGUGAACUCAUUAAUUUAUAUAUUGUGCCUUUUUCCCCUUAAAUAUCAGAGUGAAAUGUGCUUUUUGUGUUUCCUUGUCUGUUAUUGUCACAUGUCACUGUGACAAAACGGUGUCGGAGGCCGAGAUGGAAAUGACUGAAUUACAAGCAGCACUUUGGCUCGAGCUGAUUUUACAAACAAGAAAACAAAAUGAAACAUGGAAAAGCCCAGAACCUCCUGCACAUGAAAAAUAGCGUUGAGUGGUACCACAAAAUAUCUGAUGCGAUUUCACCCUGUUCAAGAUCUUUCUCUUUGUGUUGUUUUAUGUGUUCGUUUUCGUUUUGCAAGAAUAAUGAGCUGAAACUGCCUUUUUAUGAGCUUAAAAAACCCUCCAGAACGUUAAGGGAUAUGUCAGUAUAUUUUGGAUACUUUGAGUACAAAACAAGAACAAAAAAAAAAAACAGAAAUGAAAUAGUGUUGUAUUUUAUAUAUAAUAAAACAUUUCAAUAUAGUGACAUGUCACUAAUAUAUUUAUUUACUAAUAUAUUUAUCCAUUUUGUCCAGGUCUGAAAGAGUGGUCUCUGUAAAGACCGAAUGUUUCUAUAUGGGAACUGAUCAGUGCCAUCACAGAUGUAUCAACCUGUCUUCAUUCCAAUUAUAUGCAAAUAAAUUAUUUUGAAAUACAGCGUCUGUGCAAAAGACAUUUGUUCUGCUGGAGAAUCCAAAUAACUCAGGAAGUCAAAUGUGUUUCUGUCAUUUAUGAGGAAUAGUUCACACACAGUUUGGAAUCAGAUACUUAUGUACAGAAAAAAACAACAUCAUACACAUGGUAAAUAGAUCUCGUGCUUGAGGUCCGGCUUGGUCUCAAUACCACAUUGUCCAAAAUGACCUCUGCAAUGUCUGAUUUUUUUGUGUUUUGUUGUUACUUAAAUUCUUUGAUUGCUCAUAAAAACAAAUUUUCACACACAAUAUUCACCUCUGCAAUGUCUUUCGAUUAUUUUAUCAAGACAUUUCUUCUAUGGUAAACCCAUACAAACACAAAUAUGGCAAUGAAAGAGGUGAAUAAAGAGGAAUUGCCUGUUGUAUUUAAGUGAAUGAAUAAAGUAGUGCAUUUCAACUGGCAUCGUACAGAGUACACAAGGAUUUUAAUCUUGAGUUUAUAAUCUUGAGGUAUAACUAAAG
Molecule: messenger RNA, 6791 nt
Organism: Pungitius pungitius (ninespine stickleback)
Lineage: Eukaryota; Metazoa; Chordata; Actinopteri; Perciformes; Gasterosteidae
Product: E3 ubiquitin-protein ligase RNF43
Exons: 9
Coding region: 1348-3780 (810 amino acids)
Biological process (GO): Wnt receptor catabolic process; ubiquitin-dependent protein catabolic process
Cellular component (GO): plasma membrane
Molecular function (GO): ubiquitin protein ligase activity; frizzled binding
Source: RefSeq, a predicted model, not a curated record